UGUUUUUGGACAUAAAUGUUGCUUCUACGGAUGGCGGAUGACGUGCGUGAAAUGACGAAGUGUAGUCAUUUGUUGGCAGCAGUGUGCGGAGGACGAAACGUAGUGCCAGAAUUUGUUGCGCUUGUAGUGAGUUUGUUGUAGUUGUGUUUUUGUUGUGCGAUUUUUUGUUUGUUUACGAGUUUAUAGGUUGCUGGCGCGUCGCGUAGAUGCCGUUGGCAAAUACAUACAUACAAGCACACCUCGUCCCACUGUAAGCGCUGAGGGCACAAUUAAAACCAGUUGCAAAACAAGCCAUUUUUGGUCAAAGGAAAAAGUUCAAAACUAGCAAAAGCAUUUACCAACGAUAAAAAAGUAGCGAAUAAUGCAAAAACAACAAUACAAUGCGUGUAUAACAAAAAUAACAACGUACUUGUAGAAAAAACCGAAAGUUGACUUAAACAGCAAACGAAAAACAAAAGUCAACAUUUAGCAAAACCAAUACAAAUCUAAAAACUAAGAGAAGAAAGACAAAAGAAAAAGUAAACAUUUAAAUUAUUUUAAGUCAAAAGCAGUAAAAAGAGAGCAACAAAAUUGAAAGUGUAUAAACGGCAAAAGCAAACGUUUGGGGAAGGGGCAAGAGGUGAGUGGCUGUGUGGCGGGCAAGAUGUAUCAGAGUACGAGUUAAAAAUGAGCGUUGAGGUGGACUUGUGUUUGUCUGCUUUGGGGUUUUGUGGAUUAAAGUUUCUAUGGCGCAGUGCAGCAAAGGCGAAGAGCGAACAGUGACAACAAACUGGUUUUCCAAGUGGAUGGCCAACUUGAGCGGAAAAACAAGAAAACAAUAAGAGCAAUAAUCAUAAUAAUAGUGGCGUUAACUAAGCGCCAAGCAAACGCAAGGCAGCCAACAACAAUAACAAGCAAUGUUGAGAAACAAGAAUUACAUGAAACGUAAAUCUGCGAGGCAGCAGCCGUGAUGUAAAAAACAGCAACAAUAAGGCGAGAGGUGAGUGGUGAGGACAACAACAAAAGCAACAACCAUAAGCAGCAGCAGUGGCCACCACAAAAACAAAGACUUUUACAAGCAGCCACACCACCAAAAAAGCUAAAAAGCAAGAGUUAAACCAGCAGCAACAAGCACCACAGCAACAACAACAAAUAAACACAAGCGCAAUAGCAGUAGCAAAAACUCAAUAGCAGCAACCAUCUCAAACGCCAUUGAGGUCGGCCACAAAAAACAAAAACAAAAACAAACAACAAAACAACUCUCACACACACCAAAAAGUCAGUCAGUAAGUCAUCGAGCGAGUCAGCGUGCGGGCGCAUACAAAUGUCGCGGUAUAACUUAAGUCUGUCAGUUACACUGAGGGAGUGAGUGAAUGUGAAUGAAUGGCGUGUAUAGCAGCAGCCGCAGCCACAAUAAUAACAACAACUCAUCGUCAGACACAAUUAUAAAGCAUUUUGAGUAAAUUACUAAAUUUUUGUGUUUUAAGUCAUUGAAAGUGAAUUGCGGCGACAAUUGUCGUUGAAGCAGAUGUAAAGGGUUGCUGGUGGGCGCAUAUUUAAAUGCGAGGCAGCAGCAGCAACAACAGUAAUAAUAACAGCAAACAAGUUGCUGGCGUUUAUAUACAAUUGCAGAUAUAUCUGUGUAUGUGUAAAUGUGGCAAGCGCCAGGGGCAAUACAGCCAGGCGAGAGUUUUUAAUGUGAAAGGUGGGGAAAUGUUGGCGCAAUUUGCGAAAAGCUCUCAAAGUAUUUUAAAAGUGCGUACUUAAAAAGAAGUGAUAACAAAACAACAACAACAGCAAAGACUAAAGUGCAGUCAAGCAGCAAGAUUGUAGCAAUUGUAACUGUAAAAGUGAUUUAAGUGCAACCAUAAAUUCACAAACACAACAAAUAAAGAAAGUUUGCAUCGUUUUUGCGCCUCCCGCAUAAUCUAACACUAGACUUCUGAAAAAAAAAACUCGACAAAAAAUAUGAAAAAUAGUGGCAGUGUUACCAGCACCAACAAAAAGUGCAGCCGGGCCACAAUAGUGACGCAAUGGUAAAAAACCGAUCAAAAGCGAUACAAAAAAAGCAAAAACAAUACUACAAAACGAUUAAAAACACAAAACGCUCAAGCUGUGCUACUGCACGCCUGGAAAAUUAAAAAAACUGACUAUAAACAAAGAGACCAAAAAUAUAAAGUAUCUACAGCAACAGAAACAACAACAAACCCCACCACCGCAGCUGCGACCUCAUCAACAGCUAACUGGCUGGCAAUACUGGUGACUAUUGUCCUCUUCCAACAACAACGCCAUUAAGUCGACCAUGUCACCACUUGUCAGCAAACUCAGCAAGACUUUCCGUUGGCUACGCUGGUCCACCAUUUGUGCCAUACUCUUCUAUAUGUUCUUCAUUGGACUGAUAUUGCACAGCACCACCUACAAAUUGCAGUAUGCACUCAAAUCGGAGGGGAGUAGCGGCACCACGUUGCAGGGAGGCAAGUCAUCGGAACAACAUCUACAGCAACAAACAGAAGAAUAUUCAUAUAAGUAUCCAAUGGAAGCAGAAGUAGAAAACGAAAACCAGCAGCAGCAAAGCAAACGAGCCAAAGAGAUGCUGUUGCUGCGGCAUCGUCAAGAGGGGAAGGUGGCAACGGACUCAGAGUCAAGGUCGGAAAAGAUGGCUAUGGCAGCAGCGGCGUUAGUGAUGCUGGAGCAGUCGAGCGCAGCGAACGGAAAUAAUGUGCUGAAUACACCGCCGGAAGCCGUGCCGGCUACAACAUUCCGGCAACAAAACGACGAAGGCGACGACAAUGCAGGGGCAGGUGGUGUUGGUACCGUUGUGAGUAACAGCGCAGCUGUCGCUGUGGAUCGAAGUGGCACGCGGCAGCGAGACGGCAAAUCUAGCGAACCGGAAACUGUUAUUUUAGCAGCGAGCUCCGUAAACGAGAAACAAAUUCUCGAGAAGGCAUUCAAACGUGCCGACCGCGAUCACAACUCUGAGCUGUCAAUACAAGAACUCGCCGUCUACAUCAAUCAAAGGAUCAUCGAUCACAUUGAGGAGGCAAUACAGAAUAACCCACGCGAAUUUCAGCGCGUAGACAUAGCGCCCGCAGACGGAUUAAUAACUUGGGAGGAGUACCACCAUUUCUUUCUCAAAGAGCACGGCAUGACCGACGCAGACAUCGAUGAGCACAAUGAAAUCAAACACACUGCAUUGAAUAGGAAAGCGCGCGAAGAUAUGAUGCGCGAUAAAGCGCGUUGGUCGGAAGCGGCGCGCACCGAUCUCUUCAGCUUGACGAUCGAUGAAUAUCUCUCGUUUCGACAUCCCGAAUCGAGUAUAUCAAAUUUACUCGAAUUAGUUGAUGAUUUAUUGCGACAAUUCGAUCAGGAUGGUGAUGAUCAGCUGACGAUCGAGGAGUUCUCCGAAGUAAAUGUAGACGAUGAUGAGGAUUUGCGCAGAAAGUCGCUUAUCUCACAGACGGUGGUGGAGAGGAGAGAGGAGUUUAAACGCAUCAUUGAUAAGAAUAACGACGGUAAGGCAGAUAGAGAGGAGCUGCUCAACUAUGUGAAUCCGAAGACGCCGCGUUAUGCGCUACAAGAGGCAGCGACACUCUUCAGUUUGUGUGAUGAGAAUAAGGACGGGCGACUGACUUUGAAUGAGUUGACUGAGAAUGCGGAGAUUUUCCUCACAUCCAAAAUGAUGGACGCGGCUAACAGUUUUCAUACGGAAUUCUAAGUGCACCACACAUACAUAAACUGUAUAAGUAUUUGUAUUUAUAAAAAGGCGAUCAUAGCGUAGAACUGAGCGUAAAGAAAAUACAACACUGCAAUACAACAACACAAAUGAUUUUCACAGAAGUCAAUUCGUAGCAAUCGAAAAGCACUAUACUCGUAUAUUGCACAGUAUUUACUUGUAGAUGAAAAAGUGUCGAUUAAUUUUUUUUUUUUUUCUUAAUCAUGAAUUUUAGCUUUUAAUGUAUAUUUUUAUCUAUGGAUUAUUUAAGGAGAACAAAAAACACUGAAAAUUUAAUUUGUGGUCGCUUCAAAGAAGAAACCCAAAAUUUAAUUGAAAUUCAUUAGCACCACAAAUAAGAAAAAAUACUCAAAUUAAUAUUAAAAAAACGAAAUGAAAUUAUAGGAAAAGUUUAAAUAAAUCUUGUUAUUAUAAUAGUUUUAUUAAAAACCAUUUGUUUUGUAUAAAAAAUGUGUACUGUUCUGUAAGGAAAAAUUGGGUUGGUAAGAAAGUAAUUUCGGGUUUAUAGUGUCAAAUAAAACGGAUUAUUUUAUAAAAAAACGAAUUUCGUAUUCACCAUUUGCUGCGUUGAAUAUUUGUCAUGCUUGUGAUAAAUCAAAGUUUCCGCGUUGUUAGUAAUCUGAGUCUUCAGCAGAAAAAACUGAACUAAGUUCGGUACCAGUUUCUCAUCAUUCGAAAGCUCUGCCACUCAAAGAGUUUUGCAAACUUCGGAAUAAACAGUAAGCUGAUGAGUCCAGGUCAGGAUCACAAAUAUAAUGGCUAAAAUAGUAAAUAGAAAUUUACUACUUAUGCGUUCGGAAUAAGUCGUGGAAUAUUGGAAUUAUACUCUUUUGGGUUUCGGUCACUGAUAAACUGGCUAGACAGAGGACCCUAGAAAUGGUUCCAUCGCAAAAUGAGUGGAUUGGGGUUCCCUUGAGAACCUGUGGUCUGCACUUGGAAAGAGGAACCUCACGUCUACUCAGUGAGCGCUGGCUUAGUGCGCAGACAUGCAAAGUCUCGAGAUCCUUCUGGUCACGGUUAGAUCGAGGGAAAUUCUGAGGCUAACAAAGUCGCAGCUCUCAAAUUUGGAGGGUGCCCAUUCGGCAAGCCUUGGGAUUCCCUGGGCAUACAGGUACACUGUUUGUAGGACGAGGUGGAGUCAUCACACCUGCGGUUAGAGCAGGGUUAAACAUUACGCACCUGGUGAAUUUCAUCAGCAGAUUGAUGCUUUGGUGACACCGUGAAAUGUGUGUAUAACAAGGGGUUACAGAAAGUAGAUAAGGUAAUAUAAGAUAUUGGCAUUAACGUAAACAGGGAGUGCUGCAGUCUUGGAAAUUUGUUUAGCCCGACAUCAAAUUCCAUGUCUUCCAACUUUCAAAGCAUCAUCUCUAAUUGGUAGCCGCAUCUAUAAAUUCAUAGAAUCAGCUACACUUUUCCUAAAAAAGAUAUAUCUACAACCAGUGUAGACCGGAUAUUUAGAAAAGGUGUAUUUUAUCAUCGGCUUUCUGGGUUUGUAAUGGCGCAGGUUGAGAUUUCUAGAGUCUUAGCUGGAAUCAAAAAGGGCCAACACGUCCUUCCCAAAGGAGAGCUUAGCACUGUAGCCAUACGUACCUGUUUCCAUCCCCUCGCAAAUUUUUCAUCCAUUUGUAUAGCUUUGUCCAUAUUCUUGGUCCCAUAAUCGGACUCCCGCUGAUAAUCUGACUUCAUCUUGGCUUCGAAAAUCCUCAACUGCGGACAUCUCCGAGUGUAUUUCUGCCAUGAAGAAGAUCCACAUUCUGAUUGAAAUUUUGACAUUCAAAAUACCAAAACUUCAAAAGCAUUUUAUGGUUGCGCCUUGAAAAAAAUCUUUCGCUAUGUAUUUUUCGAACCAGAAAGUACUUUCUUGCUAACCUAGUUUUACUAAAUUAAAAAUAUUACAAGAAAUGUGGCAUUAUUAGUGAUAUUAUGCUUUAAGAAAUUAGUUCAAUAAAAUUGGCAGAUAAUUGUAAACUAAAAUAUUAUUGAGCGACAAUUUUGUUAUACAUUUUUUUAUUUGCAAUUCUGAA
Molecule: messenger RNA, 5736 nt
Organism: Anastrepha obliqua
Lineage: Eukaryota; Metazoa; Arthropoda; Insecta; Diptera; Tephritidae
Gene: myd
Product: 45 kDa calcium-binding protein
Exons: 5
Coding region: 2282-3694 (470 amino acids)
Biological process (GO): calcium-ion regulated exocytosis
Cellular component (GO): endoplasmic reticulum
Molecular function (GO): calcium ion binding
Source: RefSeq, a predicted model, not a curated record